UCCGCUCUGGGGUUUUUGUAAAAUAUAUCGCGAGAUGUUGAGAGAAUCCAGAGAUGGGGUUUUAUUUUCUCAUUUCCCUACUCUGGUAGGGAGGAGGGAGAGAUAGAGACACACGUUGAUAUCUCCUAUACGAGAUAAAUAAGAGAGAGUGAGGUGGUAAGGGAUUGAGGGAGAGCCAGGUUGACUGAUUGAGUGUAGGCUACACUACAAUGUUAGGGGAGGGCGGCUCAGUUUGAUUUGACACGCAGACGCUCAGAGGAAACUGCUUUCGCUUUUAGUGACACAGAACAGCGAGGGACCGUGCCGUCACAGUGACUGGGUCUCUCUCACACAUACAGUUUCUUCGACCAGGACAAACGGCUGCAAAUCCGCCCCCUAGGGUCGGGGAGAGAAGCUCGGCGGCUCUGAGCUGCACACCUUGAGUCAGUGAAGCAGGUCUCUCUCUGAAAGCCCGGUGGCAGGGGGAGGGGUGAAGCGGCGAGAGGGACUGAACACACACACACACACACCGGAGACAGCAGCGAGAAUUCGUCUACAUCUCACCAUGGCUUCAACCACAACGUGUACCAGAUUCACGGACGAAUACCAGCUCUUCGAGGAACUUGGAAAGGGAGCCUUCUCGGUGGUGAGACGAUGCAUGAAAAUCUCCACGGGACAGGAGUACGCUGCCAAAAUUAUCAAUACCAAAAAACUGUCGGCCAGGGAUCACCAGAAGUUGGAAAGAGAGGCUCGAAUUUGCCGACUUUUAAAGCACCCAAAUAUUGUUCGCCUCCAUGAUAGCAUAUCAGAAGAAGGAUUCCAUUAUCUAGUGUUUGAUCUAGUGACUGGGGGAGAAUUAUUUGAAGAUAUUGUGGCCAGAGAAUACUAUAGUGAAGCAGAUGCCAGUCAUUGUAUACAACAGAUUCUAGAAAGUGUAAAUCAUUGUCACCUUAAUGGCAUUGUUCACAGGGACCUGAAGCCAGAGAACUUGCUCCUCGCUAGUAAAUUGAAAGGAGCUGCUGUGAAAUUGGCUGAUUUUGGUUUGGCAAUUGAGGUCCAAGGAGACCAGCAAGCAUGGUUUGGCUUUGCGGGCACACCUGGGUACCUCUCCCCUGAAGUAUUAAGGAAAGAUCCGUAUGGAAAGCCAGUGGAUAUGUGGGCUUGUGGUGUUAUUCUGUAUAUACUACUGGUUGGUUACCCUCCUUUCUGGGAUGAAGAUCAGCAUAGGCUGUACCAGCAGAUCAAGGCUGGUGCUUAUGAUUUCCCAUCACCAGAGUGGGAUACAGUGACUCCAGAAGCUAAGGAUCUAAUCAAUAAAAUGUUAACAAUAAACCCUGCCAAAAGAAUCACAGCCUCCGAAGCCCUGAAACAUCCAUGGAUUUGUCAACGAUCAACUGUUGCUUCUUGUAUGCAUAGACAAGAGACUGUGGAAUGCCUGAAGAAAUUCAAUGCUAGAAGAAAACUGAAGGGGGCUAUUCUCACAACAAUGCUGGCCACAAGAAAUUUCUCAGCAGCAAAGAGUUUGAUGAAUAAGAAGACUGAUGGAGUUAAGAAAAGGAAGUCCAGUUCGAGUGUUCAGAUGAUGAUAAACAACAAAGCCAACGUAGUAACCAGUCCAAAAGAACCCAUACCUACCCCAGCGCUGGAGCCCCAAACCACUGUAAUCCACAAUCCAGCUGAUGGAAAUAAGGAAUCCUCAGAAAGUACCAACACCACCAUCGAAGAUGAAGAUGUGAAAGCACGCAAACAAGAAAUUAUUAAAGUUACUGAGCAACUGAUUGAAGCCAUUAACAAUGGAGAUUUUGAAGCCUACACAAAAAUUUGUGAUCCAGGGCUCACUGCAUUUGAACCUGAAGCAUUGGGUAACUUGGUUGAAGGAAUGGACUUCCACAGAUUUUACUUUGAAAAUGCUUUGUCUAAGAACCACAAGCCAAUUCAUACCAUUAUAUUGAACCCCCACGUCCAUUUGAUUGGAGACGAUGCUGCCUGCAUAGCGUAUAUCCGCCUCACUCAAUAUAUCGAUGGCAGUAGCAUGCCAAAAACCAUGCAGACUGAGGAAACCAGAGUCUGGCAUCGCCGUGAUGGCAAGUGGCAAAAUGUUCACUUCCACCGCUCAGGAGCCCCAACCGUACCUGUCAAGUAAGCUAAAAGAACUGGUGCCACUGCUGAAUUGUCAGCACUCAUUAUGGAUUGGAAGAUCAAGAUCACAUUUUAGGCACUUGCAGUCUAUUUUAACGCAUGUUUCUGAAUGCAUGAAGCUCUGACAGUGCACUUGUGACAUGUCCUUUGCUGUUUAUACCAUCCAUAAAUUUUUGUUUACACUUCAUGGGAAGAAAUGUUGCAAGAAGAACGAAACCAAAGGAAGGAAAACUGUUGAAAGUACUUUUUAAGCCGUUAUUUGCGCCAGGUUUCUUAACUUGUUAUAAUUAUAAAAGUUUAAAUAAAAAUGUAUUUUUUCUGGAUUUCAAAAAUUUUAAAAGCUACUGUACCCCCUCAAUCUGUACAAGAAUACAUUGUAAGUGGCCCAUAUUCAUUUUGAGUAUAGAAAUAGUUUUGUAAUAUAUAAAGAAGGGGAUGUCCUUAAAGUGGCAGGGCACUGUUACAUGCAGUUCCAAAACUUGUUUUACAAGCUGGAAUUAUCUAGUCAGGGCUGGCUGUAUCAGCCUAGCAAGCAACACCUAUUACAGUAGCUGAACAGCCUUUCUUCAUUUGUUUUUUUUCAGGUGAAACAUAUGGGAAACUAUCUUUUAAACAAAUAGCAAAUUUUGAUGUGCUAGUGCUACUGCUAGUCUUUUAUUUGUUGUAUUUCUUAUUUGUCAUCAUCUAGAGUUAUUUUUAAGUUGAUAAUUCAUUUUUACUCAGUUUGGGUGCAAUAUGUUUCAGAAAAAUCAAGCUUGCUUUAAUUAUGGUGAUGUGCAAAUUGUGAUUUCAGUCAAAUGCUUAUUGCUUUGGUGGAAAUAGUUUAGAGUUUUGUGGACUAUGUUAAUCUGCUUGUUUGUAGUUAUCUAUAGUAUCAAUUUAACAAAGAAACACAAGAUCUUGGAACUUAAACACCAAAUAUAGUGGAUCUGUGAUGUACAUGCAACAUUUAUUUAAGAACUUCCUUGCCUAGGCAGCUGAUCAAACAAACUCAGAUCAUUUAUGACUUUUUAUUUUUCUCCUGUGAACAUGGGGAUUGAUGUUUUUAAUGUCAUCUGUGAUAAAUGGUUUGUUAAUACUUUGUGAACAGGAUGAUUUUCGCUUCUGCUUCAGUAUAUUUGUGAAGGUGUUCUUGUUAAAAAAAACCAAGUUACCAGUUAUGUCCUUUUUCCUUUAGAGGGAAUAUUCCCUCUUUUAAAAUGCUUGUUUCUUCGCUGUUGUAUACUUAGACGGUUAUACUGCAGUGCUGAAUAGUGCAUGUGAUCUUAAUUAAUGUUUUCAGUGAUUGUACGCAACCAUCAGAUUUCUCAUUCAGUGGUCAAAUCUCAGCAGAAUUAAUUUAUUUAUAAUCUGUGUUUGUUAGUUAUCCACAAAAUAAUAUGGUUAGCUGCUAUAACUAGUUAAAUAGAUGGCAAUAAAGUCUACCCAUUACAUGAAUUCAGAAAUCGUGUUUAAAUAAGCAUGUAUAUUUAUGGGCCAUAUUAAUAUGCCAAUAAGAUCUAUGAAAAAUAGGGAGUUUUUUUCAUUUUGUUUUAUGGUGACUGGCUGUAGUAACAUAAGUGUACUGAAAUCUAUAUAUGUUAUUUUCAAAUUUUAAUACCACAUGUGGUGUUAAAGUAGUAUUAAAGACCAAGUCUGUCUUCCACACCCAGAUUUGAGGAACGGUGAUUGGAUUUUUCCACCACAAUUGAAAUGAUACUUAAGUUCUUUCAUUCUGCAAAGCUGCUGUUUAUCAUGGGACACUGUACAGAGUUCUUGCCAUAACGGUAAAUAAUUGAUACAUUAAAACAAAAUAAAUUUGUGAUUAUUUCUCCUGA
Stegostoma tigrinum is the source of this 3935-nucleotide messenger RNA. RefSeq names its product calcium/calmodulin-dependent protein kinase type II subunit delta. Gene Ontology annotation, biological process: protein phosphorylation. Gene Ontology annotation, cellular component: cytoplasm; neuron projection. The transcript has 21 exons. NCBI's taxonomy places the organism in Eukaryota, Metazoa, Chordata, Chondrichthyes, Orectolobiformes, Stegostomatidae. Bases 545 to 2122 code for a protein of 525 amino acids. The record is from RefSeq and is a predicted model, not a curated record. Gene Ontology annotation, molecular function: calmodulin binding; calcium/calmodulin-dependent protein kinase activity; ATP binding.